Messenger RNA from Cajanus cajan (pigeon pea), 2006 nucleotides. RefSeq lists its product as uncharacterized. NCBI's taxonomy places the organism in Eukaryota, Viridiplantae, Streptophyta, Magnoliopsida, Fabales, Fabaceae. The record is from RefSeq and is a predicted model, not a curated record. Gene Ontology annotation, molecular function: protein binding.
UCUUAUAUUUUAAUUUAACUAUUUAAGUACUCGCAUUCGCAAGCGGUGAGAGAGAGAGAGAGAAUCCAAUUUGAGGAUUUUUGAAACGGGAUCGACGCUCGUUGAAUUCGUGGUCUCUUCUUUCACUGUCACAGCACACAGAAACCUCUCCUUCGUCGCUUCCCACCGAUUCACGGAACCCUAAUUUUGGUGUUCCUCUUCCGGGGAGCGAAGAUUUAGGGUUGGAUUGAGCUGAGGUGGUAGAUGCAGCACUGAGGAAAUGGAAGGUGGCAGGAGAAUCACGGUGAGCCCUCGACCAUGCUGCGGCCGGCGAAUCGUCGCCGCCAAGAAGAGGCCGCGUGCGGUGGACGGCUUCGUCAACAGCGUCAAGAAGCUACAGCGACGUGAAAUCAGUUCGAAGCGGGAUCGCGCUUUCACCAUGAGCGACGCUCAGGAGAGAUUCCGGAAUAUUCGCUUGCAGGAAGAAUAUGAUACACAUGAUCCAAAAGGUCCGUCGUCUAUGGUACUGCCAUUUCUGAGAAAAAGAUCCAAGAUUAUUGAGAUUGUAGCAGCGCGUGAUAUUGUGUUUGCUCUUGCACAAUCUGGCGUUUGUGCAGCAUUUAGCCGAGAGAGUAAUAAACGGAUAUGCUUUUUGAAUGUCAGUCCUGAUGAAGUUAUAAGAAGUCUGUUUUAUAACAAAAACAAUGACUCACUUAUCACAGUUUCUGUAUAUGCUUCAGACGGUUACAGUUCUUUGAAAUGCAGAAGCACAAGGAUCGAAUACAUAAGGAGGGGUAAACCAGAUGCUGGCUUUGCUCUUUUUGAAUCCGAAUCUCUGAAGUGGCCGGGUUUUGUAGAGUUUGAUGAUGUAAAUGGGAAGGUUUUAACGUACUCAGCUCAAGACAGCAUAUACAAGGUAUUUGACCUGAAAAACUAUACCAUGCUGUACUCUAUUUCGGAUAAAAAUGUCCAAGAGAUUAAGAUCAGUCCGGGAAUCAUGUUGUUGAUAUUCUCUAAGGCAAGUAGCCAUGUUCCGCUCAAAAUCCUUUCAAUAGAAGAUGGUACCGUCUUGAAGUCUUUCAACCAUCUCCUUUAUAGGAACAAGAAGGUAGAUUUUAUUGAACAAUUCAAUGAAAAGCUACUUGUCAAGCAAGAAAACGAGAACCUUCAAAUUCUUGACGUGCGGACUUUUGAGCUAACAGAAGUUAGCAGAAGUGAGUUUAUGACACCGUCUGCAUUUAUUUUUCUAUAUGAGAAUCAAUUAUUCCUGACAUUUCGAAAUCGCACUGUGGCUGUGUGGAACUUCCGUGGAGAGCUGGUAACUUCCUUUGAGGAUCACCUUCUGUGGCAUCCUGACUGCAACACAAACAAUAUAUAUAUAACCAGUGAUCAGGAUCUUAUCAUAUCCUACUGUAAAGCUGAUUCUGAUGAUUCAUUGGCUGAAGGAAAUGCAGGUUCCAUCAACGUCAGCAACAUUUUAACUGGAAAGUGUCUUGCCAAAAUAAGAGCAAGCAACAGCUUUCCAGUGGAUAGCAAUUGCAGUUGCGGUGAGAAUUCUUCAGGUGGCGGUUGUUGUAAUUCAAGGAAAAGAAAACAAGCCUCCAGGAUAAGGAGCACAGUUGCAGAAGCCUUGGAAGAUAUUACUGCUCUCUUCUAUGAUGAAGAGCGCAAUGAGAUCUAUACUGGCAAUAGGCAUGGUUUGGUUCAUGUCUGGUCUAACUGAUGUAUUAUUGAAUUUUCUCUUGCCCCCUUUUCGCUUCCCCUUCCCCUCCUUUUUUUUCUUAUUGACUUUUCUUAGUGGGUACAUUGAUUGCUCUGAUCUGUUAUGAGAACUUUCGGGGGAUGUAAGCAUAAGUGGCUUUGCAUCAUUCAUUUUUCCCCCUUGUCAUGUACGCCUUAGGCGAGUUUGUUCAGUAGUUGUAGCAGAUGUAUGAAGUGAUACUAUAUGCUGGUAACUCACCGGAUGUAAUCUAUAUCUUACAUUAAUGAAGCGGCUUCGAUGAAAUGUAGCAUCUGAAUUAUGUUAA